UUUAUUUCAUGGUGUUUCUAAUAGCAAUAAACAAACAUAGAAGGAGCUGAAUAUCAUCAACUUUACUAUUAAUGUGACACUUGUUUAUGAGCUUGAUAAACGUUCACAUUUAGAAGAGAAAGGAGUUAAGGAAGUUAUUUAUGUUCAACUGGAGCAUUUAUCUGUAAACAGAGGAGGUGUUCUACGGCUCCACUUAUCAGGUACUUAUAAUGUAGUCCUGAGGUUCCAAGGCAGCUUCACCACCGUUAACACCUCGAGGCAUAAGAGUCUGGGCCAUUAGCUGUAUGAUUAAUGUGUAAAGUAAAUACCUGCAACUCCAUGAUUCAAGCUUAAACUAAGGAAGCCUCUUUGAUAAGCGAUGAUAAGAAGUCCUGUUGCACUUUUGGUUGUUUUUUCAUUUUCAUGUUGCCUGAAAGAACAAAUAUUCAAACUCCAAACAGUUAAAACUUUGACAUUGCUCUGCUUUAUUCAGACAAAUUAAGCUGUUAUCACGGUGCAGGGUUCAGAGCAUGAGCAUUUAGACAGUUGACACGUGAGUUUCCAUCCUCCAGAGUCAGAUAAAGCAUCGCAUAAAUAUCUGAAUGGCAAAAUGCUGUCUCUUAAGGUAAACCCUCAUCUGCAUGAAGACUGUGUUAAUGCUCCAUCUCUUAGUCUACCUUAAAAAGACAAGUGAGGUGCACUUUUGGAUUUGUCCUGCGAGCAGCAAAUUACACAUCACUCCUGGAAACAAAACAUCUGGACAACAAAAGGCUCGUAGGAGUUUAAAGUGAGACAGCUGUGAAGGAGCUCUGCAGACGGACUGAUCUCUUCAACAUGAAUCCUGCUCUGGUGGUGUUGGCGUCCUCACUGCUGGCCACAGUGGCAGCUCAGUCUCAGGACCAUUAUGACAUGGGCUGGGUCAAUGGCUACCGGCAGGGCUUCAACUUCCAGUGUCCCCACGGUGAGGUCCUGGUGGCUAUCAGGAGCUACUUCAGCGAGCAGGACGGCUCGGACCGACUGUGGACGUUUGAGUGUCAGCCCACACCUGAAGGUCUGGGGGAGCCCAGUGACUGUUGGUGGGACGACAUCAACCGGGCUGGGAUGGAGUGGACUUCAACAUGCACUCGAAAUGGCCUGGUAGCUGGUGUUCAGAGCAAGUACUUUGAGUCCGUUCUGGACCGUGAAUGGCAGUUCUACUGCUGUUACUACAAACGCCGCUGUCCCUACUCCUGCAUGAAAACCAGUGACAUCCCUGAACACUACAGAGAAGAGGGUGAGCUGGUUGUCCCCACUUAUGGCUACUUUAUCCGAGGUGCCCAGACCACCUUCAGUGGAGUGCUGAGAGAUCGGCAGUGGAAGUACAUCCUGUGCAGGAUGACAGACUUUGACUGUGAAUUUGAGAAUUUAUAGACCUGUAAGGAACAUUUUACUGAUGCAUAAAUACAUUUAAUACAUAUUCACUCUUUCAUAUAUGCAGAUAUGCAACACUGAUAUAAUACAUAACUGAUAUGGUUCAUGUUUUCACUCACUAUAGUCACUGUUUUUAUUAGUCUAGCAUGCAGAAUGGCUCACAUCAUAUAAAGGUAACAGUUAAACAAGCAUCUAUGUAGUGGAUCUACUGAGGAUUCGGGCAGUUUGGAUGGCUUUAAGUGUUUUCAUUUAGUUGAGAAGAACUGGAAGUCUAUUGGCAGCAAGUCAAAGUGGUUUUCCAAAACAAACUCAAUUAUUUGACACUGUGUUCAUAGUGGUGGAAAAACACAGUGUGUCAGGCUCUGCUCCAAGAUCUCUGAGCUUCAGUGAGCUGAUUGAUUGGGAUAUUCUCUUGGUAGUAGCACUUUGUGUUGGAACGCAUGAGAAACUCUUUGAGUCGUUGGAAAAACCAGCUUUGCAUGCAAUGAAAUGUGCCCCACCAGCUGACAUCACCUCCAUUCUUUAUUAUAGUGUCUUGUUCAGUUUGGCAAUUACAUACUGUAUGCCUACUCAUGUAACCGUAUUAUGUGAAAAUGGGAUUAAUAAAAUCAUUUAUUUAAUAUUAACAA
This is a messenger RNA of Acanthochromis polyacanthus (spiny chromis), 2018 nucleotides long. RefSeq names its product dermatopontin (gene dpt). The transcript has 4 exons. Gene Ontology annotation, molecular function: extracellular matrix structural constituent. The record is from RefSeq and is a predicted model, not a curated record. Gene Ontology annotation, biological process: collagen fibril organization. Gene Ontology annotation, cellular component: extracellular matrix. NCBI's taxonomy places the organism in Eukaryota, Metazoa, Chordata, Actinopteri, Pomacentridae. Bases 814 to 1389 code for a protein of 191 amino acids.